CUCUCAAGAGUGUAGAUCUUAGGAGGAAAUCUACACUCGACGGACUAUAAGAAGUUUGUUAAUUGCGCUUCAAGCGUUGCCUGAUACUAGUACUUACCAAAGAGAGAGUUCACUUGUAUCUGAAGAAAACGACAAUCAACCAGAGAGGUUAGUGAAGUAUACCACCCGACAAAGCUAAGCCCAAGAUGGAUACCGAGUGCGGCAAAGAGCCGGGGAUCGAGGAGGCCUCGCCGUUCGUGGUGAAGAAGAGAUCGAAGAAGGCGUCCGUCGUCGCUAGGCGAUGGAGUUCUGUGGGGAACGCCGUGGUGGUGGCCCUGAUCAUGGCCAUGCCGCCGAUCGUCCUAAUCCUCAGCGGCCGCCUCGGCGCGCCGUCAGUGUGGAUCCAGUCCACCGUGGCCGGGUUAGGUGCUCAACGAGUUGCAGAAUCAAAGAAAGACGUGCUUCUGGGUGGCCUUCUCCUUCCAGGAUUCGACGAGCAAUCCUGCGCCAGCCGGUACCAAUCCGUGUACUACCGCAAGAACAUGACCCGGUCGCCGACGCCGUACCUGAUCAAGCGGCUGCGGGAGCAGGAGGCUCUGCAGCGGCGUUGCGGCCCAGGCACGGAUCAGUACAGGAGAGCCUCGGAGCGGCUGAGAUCCGGGCAAAAAGACGUGGAAACCGUCGACGGCUGCAGCUAUCUCGUGCUGCUGUCUUACCGAGGCCUGGGCAACCGGGUGCUCGCCACGGUCUCGGCAUUCCUCUACGCCGUGCUCACCAGCCGCGUGCUGCUCGUCGACCGGGGCAAGACCAUGGGCGACCUCUUCUGCGAGCCUUUCCCGGGCACGACAUGGCUGCUUCCCCUGGAUUUCCCGCUCCAGGGCUACAAGGACCUUGGGGAAGAAGCCGCUGAGAGCUACGGGAACGUGACGCUGCGCGGCGAGACGGGGCCGGCGUCGGCGCACCGGUUCGUGUACAUGCACCUGGACCACGCCGCGUCCAAGGCCGACAGGCUCGUCUACUGCGACGACCACCGGCAGUUCCUGCACCGGGUGCAGUGGGUGGUCAUGAGGUCCGACGGCUACAACGCGCCGGGGUUCUUCCUGAACCCGGCGUACCAGGAGGAGCUCCAUAAAAUGUUCCCCCGGAAGGACUCGGUCUUCUACGUCCUAUCGCGGUACCUUCUCCACCCGACCAACGACGUCUGGGGCAUGGUCACCCGGUUCUACGACGCUUACCUCAAGAACGCCGACGAGAGGCUCGGCAUUCAGGUCAGGGUCUUCGACUACGACGACGUGCACUUCCAGCACAUCUUGGACCAGAUCCUGGCGUGCACGUCCCAGGAGCGUCUGCUGCCGGGCGUCGUGGCGACGAGCACCGGAGCACGGCUUCCGAUGCCAGCUGCGAGAUCCAAGGCCGUCCUGAUGACCGGCCUAAACUCGUGGUACCACGACAGCAUCCGGGAGAUGUACUGGCGGUCGGCGAGCGCCAGCGGCGAGCUGGUGAGCGUGCACCAGCCAAGCCACGAGGAGCACCAGUCUUUCGGCCAGAGCACGCACGACAUGAAGGCCCUGACCGAGAUGUACCUGCUGAGCAUGACCGACAAGAUCGUCACCAGCGGCUGGUCGACGUUCGGCUACGUCGGCACGGCGCUCGGCGGGCUCACGCCGUACAUCAUGAUGAAACCGGAGAACCAGACGAUGCCCGACACACCGUGCAAGAAGGCCAUGUCCAUGGAGCCGUGCGCUCAGGGCCCGCCCUACUUCGAUUGCACGAGGAAAGAAGACACCGACGCUGGGAAUCUUGUGCCCCAUGUCCGGGCUUGCGAAGACAUGUCUUGGGGGCUCAAACUUACUGACCCGGUUACCGAAAAUUAAGCACGAAGGUGCUUCGGAGUAAAAUAGAGCAAAUUAUUCAAGAGAAUUUCAAGUUUGUUA
Messenger RNA from Brachypodium distachyon (stiff brome), 1913 nucleotides. RefSeq names its product galactoside 2-alpha-L-fucosyltransferase. NCBI's taxonomy places the organism in Eukaryota, Viridiplantae, Streptophyta, Magnoliopsida, Poales, Poaceae. Gene Ontology annotation, cellular component: Golgi apparatus; membrane. Gene Ontology annotation, biological process: cell wall biogenesis; xyloglucan biosynthetic process. The record is from RefSeq and is a predicted model, not a curated record. The transcript has 2 exons. The coding region runs from base 186 to 1853 and encodes 555 amino acids. Gene Ontology annotation, molecular function: galactoside 2-alpha-L-fucosyltransferase activity.